This is a messenger RNA of Biomphalaria glabrata, 819 nucleotides long. RefSeq lists its product as uncharacterized. Lineage: Eukaryota; Metazoa; Mollusca; Gastropoda; Planorbidae. The transcript has 2 exons. The record is from RefSeq and is a predicted model, not a curated record. Bases 1 to 819 code for a protein of 272 amino acids.
AUGUGUGGAGAGCUGCUGGGGUCUACCUUCAGGCAACCAAAACACUCCAGCCCUGAUGUAGGAGGCUAUGAGAUGAGACUGGCAAAUCGAUUCGAUACCAACGCUAACACAACCGAUGUCAACGCUAAGACAACCAAUACCAACGCUAACACAACCAAUACCAACGCUAACACAACCAAUACCAACGCUAACACAACCAAUGUCAACGCUAAGACAACCAAUGUCAACGCUAAGACAACCAAUACCAACGCUAACACAACCAAUACCAACGCUAACACAACCAAUACCAACGCUAACACAACCAUUACCAACGCUAACACAACCAAUACCAACGCUAACACAACCAAUACCAACGCUAACACAACCAAUACCAACGCUAACACAACCAAUACCAACGCUAACACAACCAGUACCAACGCUAACACAACCAAUACCAACGCUAACACAACCAAUACCAACGCUUACACAACCAAUACCAACGCUAACACAACCAGUACCAACGCUAACACAACCAAUACCAACGCUAACACAACCAAUACCAACGCUAACACAACCAGUACCAACGCUAACACAACCAGUACCAACGCUAACACAACCAAUACCAACGCUAACACAACCAGUACCAACGCUAACACAACCAAUACCAACGCUAACACAACCAAUACCAACGCUAACACAACCAAUACCAACGCUAACACAACCAAUACCAACGCGAACACAACCAAUACCAACGCUAACACAACCAAUACCAACGCUAACACAACCAAUACCAACGACAUCUUGUAUUUGUUUAGUCACAUCCGUAUGGCACUAGACUAG